Durusdinium trenchii is the source of this 1089-nucleotide messenger RNA. The record is from the annotation of a GenBank genome assembly. NCBI's taxonomy places the organism in Eukaryota, Dinophyceae, Suessiales, Symbiodiniaceae.
AUGAAUGGCAAGAUCCUCCAUUUGGUGGGCUCACAAACUAGCGACUACUACUAUGGCGUGUCACGAGUCAUGUAUGCUCCUGGAUGUAUCGCGGCCCUGCCCGAGCUCGACCAUCUUGUGCUCUUGGCCCGGCUCGAUGGCACUUGGUCUCUCUGUACCUCCUUGGACAAGGCGGACCAUGCGGAACGGCUCAGCUUACCAGAGGCCCUGGGCCAGUUGGGUCGCGAGAAGAUCGCCUGUGUGCAGCCCCAUAUGUUCGACUACAAGGGCAUGGUGUCGACUCGGAGCAUCGCGGAAUUGUUGGACAUUCCCAUGGUUGGCUCUCCCGGAGAGGUCAUGGCCUUGACCACGAACAAGUGGCAGUCCCGCGCUGUGGUGGCGAGCCACGGAGUGUCGGUGCCCAAGGCGCAACUUUUGAGACCUGGCGACAAGGUUGAGAUGAGGGUGCCGUUGAUCAUCAAGCCAUGCCGCGAGGACAACUCAAUGGGCAUCACACUCGUCCAAACGGAGUCCGACAUCGAAUCGGCGCUCAUUGAAGGAUUUAAGUAUGAUGACCAGCUCCUCUGCGAGCAAUUCAUCCCCCUGGGCCGAGAGUUGAGGAUCGGCGUGGUGGACGGAGAGGAUGAUGAGCUGGAGUUCCUGCCUGUUAUAGAGUACUUCCUGGGUCACAAGAAGCAGCCCAUCCGCACGUCCGCUGACAAGAUCUCCAGCCCAGACGGCACCGCCAAUGGCAUGGACUUCGUCGGUGGGGAUCGCCAAUGCCCUGCAGACAUCGAUGAAGUGCUGCGGAGGAAGCUGGUGGACAUGGCGCGACGAAGCCAUGAAGCUCUAGGUUGUCGCCACUAUUCCCUCUACGACGUGCGCGUCGAUCCUGAAGGGAAUCCCUUCUUCAUUGAAGCAUCGCCUUAUUGCUCCUUCUCUCCCAAGAGUGUCAUCGUCACCAUGUCCAGGGGUGACCCGAAGUACAACGAUACCGACAUCUUCUACCGCUUAGCAAGGAAAGCGAUCCGUGAACAUCAGCCCAUUGGUUCAUCCAAUCAAGCCAUGGGCAUGAGAAGUCGUGGUGUGCUGAAGGUCGUACGGGCCUGA